Messenger RNA from Saprolegnia parasitica CBS 223.65, 3273 nucleotides. RefSeq lists its product as hypothetical. The coding region runs from base 1 to 3246 and encodes 1081 amino acids. The record is from RefSeq and is a predicted model, not a curated record. Gene Ontology annotation, biological process: protein deubiquitination. NCBI's taxonomy places the organism in Eukaryota, Oomycota, Saprolegniomycetes, Saprolegniales, Saprolegniaceae. Gene Ontology annotation, molecular function: cysteine-type deubiquitinase activity. The transcript is spliced from 6 exons.
AUGGAGGUUGGCCAAGUGUUCUACGUGGCGCCGGCGGACGCCGACGGGCCGCCGCUCCUCGGGGCGAGUGGCACGGGCCUGCGCCGAGGCCUCAUCGAGGGCGUCGACUUCCAGCUGCUCGAACAAGCCGAGUGGGACGCGCUGCCCGAGCCCAAGGUCGAGAUCCCCCGCUACGUGGUGCUCCGCGGCCGCAACGCGACCAAGACGAUUGAGCUCUACCCGCUCAUGGCGCAGCUUUUGUACUGGUCCAAUGGCAUGACCGCGCCGGCACCGGUGCGACAGCGCAGCGGGAAGCUCGUACACAUCUUAAUCGACUCGUCCAUGGAGGUCACGGAGCUCAAGUCCAUCGUGUAUUGCCACAUCACGCAGCUUUUUCCGACGCUGUUUCCUGAGCUCGCGGGCACGGACCAUGCAGCGAACGAAGCGGCGUGGAACGCGUCGAUCCGGCUCUGUGGCAAGUCGCGGCUCAAAGACAGCAACUGGAGCACCCUCGUCAACCCAUCGAGUAACCACACGCAAGCGACGUCAAGCCUCACGACCGGCGAGCUCAACUUGAUGCUGCCGGUGCCGGAGGACGACGAGGUUGAAGACUACUGCUACUUUCUCAUCGAGACAUCCUACGAUAACAAGGCCGCACCGUCGGACAAGCGCAACGGCCUCCACUUUAUGAGCAACGUCCAAGCCAACGGGUGGCGGGAUGUGCUUGCGCCCGGUGACUUUCUCGAUGCAAAAGACUCGAGCAACAAGUGGUACGAAGCGCGCAUCGUCGCCGUGAGCAGCAACAACGUGACCGUGCACUACCUCAGCUGGAACAGCGCCAAAUUCAACGAAACGAUCCCGAUCCACUCGGACCGCCUCGCGCCGCUGCACACGACGUCGACGAACUGGCGAGAGGGUCUCCGCGCCGGUGACAGCGUCGACUUCUGCCCGAACGAGAACCGCGGGCUGACGCGCGAUUGGGUGCUCGCAACGAUCACGCGCGUCGUCACGUCGGAGAUUGAGGACGACCCGUGGCCGCUUGCGUGGCCCGGAGGCAACCCCCGGAAGCUCUUGUACGGCCGCAAAAUCGAGCUCGAGUUGGACUUUAAAAUGGACAAGGAGCGCUCGACGGCCGUCGUUGACGUCACGAGUGAGACCGUCGCCAAGGCCCACGACCACGUCAAGAAGCCGCCGGUGGUGCCCUCGGUCGCUGCAGCACCCCACUUUGGGCACUCAUCGGGCUCGUACCUGCAGUCCUCUACGUACAGUCGCCCGUCGUCGUAUUCGUCGUACUCGUCGUCCUCGUACUCGUCGUACGGACAGCGCAAGCCGGACGUUGUCGGCGUCGUCGGGCUGCGCAACCUUGGCAACACGUGCUUCCUCAACAGCGUGCUCCAGUGCCUUAGCAACUCGGCGCCGCUCUUGCAGUACUUUUUGGCGACGACCGAGUCGGGUGCGCCGUUGUACGAGUCGGAGAUCAACACGACCAACCCGCUGGGCAUGUCGGGCAAGAUUGCCACCGCGUUUGCCAAGCUCUUGCAGCAGCUCUGGUCGGGCGACGUGGAUAUCGUGGCGCCCACGGACCUCAAGUACGUCAUUGGCGAGUACGCGCCAGCGUUUGCGGGCUACAACCAGCAAGACAGCCAAGAAGUCUUGAGCUUCAUCCUCGACGGCCUCCACGAAGACCUCAACCGCGUGCUGCGAAAGCCCGUGACCGAGACCAUUGAAGCCAACGGCCGGCCAGACGCGGUCGUCGCGCAAGAAGCGUGGCAGCAGUACCUCCGCCGGAACGACUCGGUCAUUACCGACCAUUUCAUGGGCCAGCUGCGCAGCCAUGUGACGUGCCCCGUGUGCCAGCACGAGUCGAUCACGUUUGACCCGUACAUGAGCCUCUCGCUGCCUUUGCCCAACGAGACGUCGAUCCUUGUUUCAGUCUAUGGCGCCGACGGCGGCAUGCCAACCCAGUAUGGGCUCUUGGUUCCGAAAGAAGGCUCGAUGGGCGACGCCAAGGCCGCGUUGAGCGCCGUCUCGGGCAUUCCCAUCGACCGCCUCCUGCUCGUGCGCGUCAAGAACCACCGUAUCGCGAGCGUGUGCGUCGACGCCGCCGACGUCACCGACUUGAUCCACGACAGCGCGCACGAGAAUGUUGUCGCGUACGAGCUUGAGCACGCGUUGGAUGCGUACGAGUUUCGGUCCUCGAGUCUCUUUGCGACCACGUCGACGGCGUCGAUGAACCUCAAUUUGCCGUCGCCCAGCGACCGCGCCAUGUGUCUGGUGGCGAUCCAGCAUCAAAUGCCGUCGCCGGACGGGUCCCCGAGCAGCAUGAGCGACGACGCCCGUCAGCCCGAAGACGACGACGCCGACGACGACGAUGCCGCCGGAGCAACGACGACGAGCUACCGGUACUCGUCGUUGAACAACCAUGCGAAAGCGCGUCGUAUUGAGCGACGGCUCUUCCAAGUCCCGGCGCUGGUUUCGUUUGCGCGCAAUGCGUCGCUGGCCGAGAUCCACGCCAAGGUUGCGCACGCGGUGCAACGCGUCGUGAAAGGCUCGUGCACCGAGCGGCCGUACGUGCUGCACGUGACCAACACCCGCGUCGACGAGUACCUCCAGCGCCACCUGCCCGAGAGCGCGGACGACGGACUCUCGGCCGACAUUUUGCGCGGAUCGUUCACGUUUACGCUGCAGUGGACAGCCGACGGCUACGAGAACGGGUACAAUGACGCGGCGCCGCGCCAGCGCAACACGCACACGUCGGCGCUCGAGCUCCGGUCGCGACGAGACCCGGCGCUGGAUUUGCAGUCGUGCUUUGCCAAGUUUACGGAGCGCGAACAGCUCGGCGAGAAGGACACGUGGUACUGCCCACGCUGCAAGGACCACGUCCGCGCCUUCAAGAAGUUUGAUUUGUUUUCGCUGCCGACCAUCCUCCUCUUGCACCUCAAGCGCUUCCGAUACAACCAAGGCCACUACCACUUGCACCGCGACAAGAUCUCGACCCUAGUCCGCUUUCCCAUUUCUGGCCUCGAUGUGUCCGAGUUUGUCGUGGGGCCGUCGACGGACGGCGCCAUCUACGAUCUGUAUGCAGUGUCGGAGCACUCAGGCGGGCUCGGCGGCGGCCACUACACGGCCAAGGCCAAGAACCCGCGCAACGACCGCUGGUACAGCUUCAACGACAGCAUGACGAGCCCCACGUCGGCCGAGGAUGCGAUUUCAGCCCAAGCUUACGUGCUCUUCUACGUGCGCCGCGACGCGUCAUCAACGCCCUAAUCGUGCUUUCUUAUUGCUUUCGAGAAA